AUGAUUAUUUCAGAUAUCUUUAAAAUUCAUACAUUCUUUAUUUUUAUUUGCUUAUUCACAUUGGUCAAAUCAGUACCUACAUGUCCUUUAACUCAAAAUGAUGCCGAAGAACAGCAAAAAUAUAUUAUACAAUUUUCCUCAGCAAGUGCAACAAAAAAUUUCUCUACAUUGCUAAAUCACUGUAAUAAAACAAUUAAAACUAUUGUGGACUUUUCUAAUAUUCAAUCGGAUUUGAAGCAUAAUGGAAUUAUUCAAGACGUUAGUUUCGGAAAUUUUUAUGCUUACAUCGGAUAUUUUGGAAGUAGUGAUGUGGAUGAAUUAAUUAAACUUAAUGGCAUUAUUAAUGUCGAGAAGGAUUCUUUAAUGGGCAUUCAUAUUUUAAAAAACAAAGAUUCAUCUUAUGGCAUUCAAACUUUAAAAGAUAAAAAUUCAUCUUCUUGUCUUAGUACCAGACAAAAUCCUAAUCCUAAUUUAGAUCGUAUUGAUCAAGAACACUUUCCAUUAAAUGGAGAAUAUAUGUAUCCUUCUACCGCUGGCAAUCAAGUAAAAGUUUAUAUUCUUGACACAGGCAUUAAAACUGAUCAUGAUGAGUUUGGAGGACGAGCAACAUUCGGUACGACUAUCUGCGAAGGUUGUUCAGCCACAGAUGACAAUGGUCACGGAACACAUGUUGCAGGAAUAGUUGGAGGUCAAAAUUUCGGUGUAGCAAACCAAGUAUCUCUAAUCGCCGUUAAAGUUUGUACCGCUAACGGAACUUGUUCAACCUCUGAUGUUAUUUUAGGAUUGAACUAUGUAUCAACACAAUAUUCAACAAGUUAUGACAAUAAAGCUGUGAUCAAUUUGUCAUUAGGUGGUCCUGUUUCAAAUUCUUUCAACGAUGCUGUUAAUUCAAUAACAAAAAUUGGUAUUCAUGUUGUCGUUUCUGCUGGAAAUAAUUAUCAUGAUAAUGCUUGCAAUUACUCUCCUGCAUCUGCACUUAGCGCUAUAACAGUUGGUGCUACUGAAGCUACUUCUGAUAAUGCAACUGACUUUACAAACAUUGGUUCAUGUGUUAGCAUUUUUGCUCCAGGUCGUAAAAUCCUUUCUGCUGGAAUAUAUAAUGAGACUAAUAUACUUUCAGGAACCAGUCAGGCAGCGCCUCAUGUUACAGGAACAAUUGCUUUAGUAAUUGCAAAUACCGGAAAUUUAUCUCCAUCUAAUAUGAAAGAAUUUAUUAUAAACUUGGCAACAAAAAAUAUUUUAACUGAUAUUGAUUCUUCCACUCCAAAUAAUUUCUUGCGCGUUCCAUAUACUUGCAACAAUUAA
Dentiscutata heterogama is the source of this 1305-nucleotide messenger RNA. NCBI's taxonomy places the organism in Eukaryota, Fungi, Glomeromycota, Glomeromycetes, Diversisporales, Gigasporaceae. The record is from the annotation of a GenBank genome assembly.